Messenger RNA from Fusarium oxysporum Fo47, 528 nucleotides. Its product is annotated as roadblock/LC7 domain-containing protein. The transcript is spliced from 3 exons. Gene Ontology annotation, molecular function: dynein intermediate chain binding. The coding region runs from base 58 to 468 and encodes 136 amino acids. The record is from RefSeq and is a predicted model, not a curated record. Gene Ontology annotation, cellular component: cytoplasm; cytoplasmic dynein complex. Gene Ontology annotation, biological process: microtubule-based movement. Lineage: Eukaryota; Fungi; Ascomycota; Sordariomycetes; Hypocreales; Nectriaceae.
AAUACAUCGCGACAACCAGCGGUAUCAAAUAUCAUCAUAUUAAGCUACUAUACCAGAAUGGCUGAAUCUUCACUGACAAAUGGCCACGAUGCCCUUGAGGAGAAGCUCGGCCGAUUGUCAAAGAAACCUGGUGUUAAAGCCAGCAUCGUUCUUGACCGAACCACCGGCGCUAUCCUGAAAACCAGCGGACAAAUCGACGCUCUCCAGACCUCUAAGACGCGAACCACAUCGACUGCAACAUCAUUUUCCAAUGAAGGUCCUGCACUAGAGGAGAGCGAAACGAAAGGAGUCGAGCAAUUCGCCGCGAUUGUCUGGAACUAUGUGAAUAGCUCCGGAAGCUUGGUUCAGGAGCUGGAUGGUGAAGAUGAGCUGAAGCUUCUACGGUUACGAACAAGGAAGCAAGAACUGGUCAUUGUACCCGAUCCCAAGUAUUUACUUGUGGUUGUGCAUGACACGCCUCCAGCUUGAGCUACGAAACAUGCUUAUUUAAGUCUUACCAAUGCCUGGGCGUCCCAGAUCUCCCACUUA